This is a messenger RNA of Aspergillus affinis, 1119 nucleotides long. RefSeq lists its product as uncharacterized. NCBI's taxonomy places the organism in Eukaryota, Fungi, Ascomycota, Eurotiomycetes, Eurotiales, Aspergillaceae. The transcript has 3 exons. The coding region runs from base 1 to 1119 and encodes 372 amino acids. The record is from RefSeq and is a predicted model, not a curated record.
AUGGCAUCCGCGGAUAACGCCUUCCGAGAUUACUCAUCAGUGGGAGAAAUCUUGGAUCAGGCUGACGCUUACGCUAAGGCUACUCCGUCGGAGAACAAGGUCCUGGAAGUUAUUCAUUUCGCAGAGAGAAUUCAUGAGACGCCAGUCUUCCGGCCGUACAGAGAGCUUCACGUGGACAAGUCCACAGGCAAAGCUCGAGGAGCAGAUGCCUUCGGAAAGGAGUUUGUUGAACUAGGUCACCGCAGUGGCUACACGCGAAAUAUCACGAUUCGUGCCUGCCGCAGAUGGGCACUUAUGCAAGCAGACAAAGCUCAUUCAGAGUCUGCAAGGAUGAGAUUCGCGGGGCAGACUAACCGAGAUACUUACGGGAGGUUCUAUGCCCAUCCGGUUAGUGAAAUAGAUGGACCAGCAAACUACCUUGGGAUUGCAAGCCGAAGUGAGCAUAUUGAAAACCGCCGCGGAAUGGGAAUUUAUCAGAAUUCGCGCCUCUUCCAAUCUCUUCCCGCGAAGGCAGAGUUCGAGUUCCUGGAUCGAAGUGAUAUCAUGUCUCUGGACGAAGAAAUGCGCUCGCUAAGCGCACAACUAUUAUCUGCUACGAUGCCUGAUGAAAAACAUGGGAUUCAAAUCAAGCAAAAGCUCGUAUACAGCAACAAGCAACGGCUUUAUAAAGAGGAGCUGAAGAGGCUUAGAGUCGCCCAAUCAAAUAAGCCUCUAGGCUCUAAUGAGAACCAGGUCAACAUAGAGAAGGAGACUCUUUUCUCCUACAGGCGGAGGGUUAUGCCACAGAGAGACCUUUUAGCCAAUACCUUUCCUAGCAAGGUUUCUUUGCGACAUCACGAUGGGAGACGAGCCCUGAAAGCACUAGAAUUUAUCUGCAAGGAUACAUGCUCUGUUGCAUAUCGUGCCACUCUCCAGCCCGAGGAUGGAAAAUAUUCCAGCUACAUAGAAAGUGGCUACACCUCUACCGAUGCCACAAACGGAGCCGCAUUAAUAGUGGAUGUGGUAUUGCAGAAAUGUGCUUUGAAUGUGACCGCUGGUUCACAACGUCCUGGGAAUGUGAGGAUCAUUGCCAUGAACAUCUUGAGAAUCCCGAUGGGCUACUUCGAUGUGACCCUUUGA